GGAAAUCAUACGAUUGGUGUCGCCAAAGAUGGUCGCACGUUUGGAUGGGGCCGCAAUGACUUCGCUCAGUGUGGUGUUCCGUCGGAUAAGACGACCUCACUUACCAGAAAAUAUUUUUAUCAACCACCAAAGGAUGGAUCAGUGAAACGUUGUGUAUCUUUGCCAGACGACUCAUCAUACAUCACAAAACCUACUUUGAUUCCUCAAGUAGAAUUGAGUUUUCAUGAUCAAGUGAUAUCGACUGGUUCUGGUUUAGACAAUGUUGCUUCAUCUUUUGAUCAAAAGCAGCUGAUGUCAAGUUUGAGAGGGUGCGAUCUGGCCACCAUUCAGGCUGUAUCCCGCCAUUUCCUUGCUCUGCACUCUGAUAGUCAAACGAAAACGAAAUGGUCGAAUGUUGAUUGUUCUGUUCCUGUUGCACUCGUCCAUCUUAUGUCUGGAAAUGUUCUUGCGGCCAUACAACAAAUAGGAAGAGCGUUAGCUGUCUCUGACCCAAAGUCUGCUGCCGCCUUAUAUCGAGACGAAGUGUUUUAG
Molecule: messenger RNA, 531 nt
Organism: Strongylus vulgaris
Lineage: Eukaryota; Metazoa; Nematoda; Chromadorea; Rhabditida; Strongylidae
Source: the annotation of a GenBank genome assembly